AUGCCACCACUUCCCAAAUCUCAAGCCGAGUCCGAUCAUGUUCAAGACAUUCCACCACAAAUCUUAUCUUCGUCAGCAUCAAGGAAAUCAGACCGCGAGCCAUUUCAUGCGACCUACUUACCAGGUGCUAGAAUGGGAAGUAGUCAGCAGCACCCGAGCCAAGACAGUGUUUUCGGAGCUGGUGACACGCUGCCAAUCCCGUUGAUCAGGAUACAUCCUCCUCCCAUGACAAGAGACAGCCAAUACUCCGUCGGAUAUUCCAAAUCGAAAUUGAAUGACAUGGGAGGCAAAAUGUCGAUCAGCAUGUCCACGGCCACUCAGAUUCCAGGAUCAAUUGGAGCCGCAAGGAGUGAUCGGGUUUAUGUGACACCAUAUCCAAAGCUGGAAAAGGGAGAUAGGCUGCGGGUCCCUGUCGCAAGGCGCUUAAGAUUGCCAAAGGCAUCGAAAAACAAGGCGCCUUGUAAACCAUCGGGGAAAAGAGGAAAACCUUCAGAGCACUGUACGGAGCCCCGCCAGAUCAUCAAGCGGCAUAAACACUGGUCGUCGCCAACGUCACAGUUCGGCCUGGCAAAAAUAAGGAAACUAGAGGCUGCGAUGGAAAAGGACCAACGUCUGUUGGAGAAGACGGGGGACGACGCAUCCAAGGCCGGGUGCUCUGAAUGGGAUUCCGGAUUCGAUUACGGAUUCGAAGACGCCCUCGGGAACAGUUGUCAAGCUGCUCAGUCCAGCUUCACUUCCCCUUCGCUUGCCCCCGAAUUGGAGAAAGGCCCUCCAAUAUUUACCUUCAAGGUCCCUCAUGAGUGCUCACAUUCAUUGGCUGCCAAAACAAGUAAGGGUCCUUCCAAAGCCACUUUUGAGGUCUUCAAGAAGCAAUGUAUCAGGUCGAACACUGGGUGA
Messenger RNA from Cadophora gregata, 897 nucleotides. RefSeq lists its product as uncharacterized. The record is from RefSeq and is a predicted model, not a curated record. NCBI's taxonomy places the organism in Eukaryota, Fungi, Ascomycota, Leotiomycetes, Helotiales, Ploettnerulaceae. Bases 1 to 897 code for a protein of 298 amino acids. The transcript has a single exon.